Molecule: messenger RNA, 1533 nt
Organism: Prorocentrum cordatum
Lineage: Eukaryota; Dinophyceae; Prorocentrales; Prorocentraceae
Source: the annotation of a GenBank genome assembly
AUGGCGCACAACGACGUGGCUGGGCUAUUGCAGAGACAUGGUUACAAAGAGCUCAAAAAGGUAGGGGAAGGAUCUUUUGGGAAGGCCCUGCUGGUUCAGUCAGACGACGGCUCCAAGCUCAUCUGUAAAAUGGUUGACGUGAGCAAAGCGUCGAAGAAGGAGCAGGCGGAUGCCGUAAAGGAGGGCCGGCUGCUCGCCAAGCUGAACCAUCCAUACAUCGUGCGAUACCGUGAGAAUUUUCAGCAAAGCGGUUGGCUAUGCAUCGUGAUGGAUUACUGUGAGGGGGGAGACCUUACAGGGCGGAUCAAGGAGGCGAAGAAGAACCGGCAGUCCAUUCCGGAAGGUCAGGUAUUGCGGUGGUUCACUCAGGCCAUUAUGGCGCUCAACACGGUGGCGGAUAUCCAUGAUAAGCAUAUUCUCCAUCGAGACCUCAAGCCAGGGAAUUUCUUCCUAUCCAAGGACGGUGUAAUGAAAAUGGGCGACUUUGGUAUAGCGAAAGUGCUGGCUUGCACUAUCGCAGUGGCACAGACUCAAAUCGGAACACCGUAUUACCUGAGCCCUGAGCUCUGCCAAGAGAAACCGUACGCGUGGUCUUCGGACAUAUGGGCGAUGGGCUGCAUACUGUACGAGCUAUGUGCUUUGAAGGUUCCCUUUGAUGCAGCGAAUAUCCCUAGUUUGGUGCAGAAGAUAUGCAAAGGAGCACUGCCACACUUACCUGAGAAUACCUAUUCUGCGUUCGUUCGACAGUUGGUCAUCAGAUUGUUGAACAGGGACCCCAAGCUGCGACCCAGCACUGAUGACAUAUUGGAGUUGCCCAAGAUCAAGGAUAUUAUGCGAGAGAUGCUUGACGAGUGUCGAGAGAAGGCCGUCGAAGCCGAUGCCACGUCCGCGCCUUACCAAGACAGGGCUGGCAAGUAUUGCAAGGGUGACAUGGUGGAGUACCACUCUGCUGCCCACAAGGACUGGCUGCCCGCCGUGAUCAUCGAUGUGGAUGACAGUGGCAAGAUCGUUAUGGACCUGAAGCCGAACACUUGGGUGGGUGUUGCGGAGCAGGCAGUGAAGAUCAGGCCUCGAGAGGACCACGCCAGCGCUGAGCCCGUGCCCGACACGACUGCCCAGGGCGGAGGAAGGCGCCCUUCUGGCGCGCCAGCUGCGCCAAGCAAACGCGCGGGGUCCCGCGCAGCUUCUCCGGCGCCAGCUGCCAUGGGGAAGUCGCCCUCGCAGAUCCCUUCUGGGCCGACCACCUACUGCAAGGGCGACCCGGUCGAAUACCAUUCCUCUUCCCACGGGGAUUGGUUACCAGCGGUGGUCAUCAUGACGAACGACGAAGGCGAUUUAAUCAUCGAUCUAAAGCCUAAUACGUGGAUACCAAAAGCGGAGCAGGCUGGCAGAGUGCGCCGGGCGGCCCCGCCAGCUCGGAGCUCGAGGGCGCCGAGCCCCAUGCCCGGGACGGGCGCGGGCCGCCCCGGCGCGCCGCCGCGCGGGCGAGAAAGCCCGCUGCUGCGCGGCGGCGCGGCGAUCGUGGGGAAGUGA